This is a messenger RNA of Linum trigynum, 1818 nucleotides long. The record is from the annotation of a GenBank genome assembly. NCBI's taxonomy places the organism in Eukaryota, Viridiplantae, Streptophyta, Magnoliopsida, Malpighiales, Linaceae.
CUUUAUAGCUAGGGAUACCGUUUAUUUUUUAAAUGACAAAUCGGGAGCUAGCUAAAUUACUCAUUCCUAUAUAUAAAAAAAAGACCACACCUAAAAAAAAAAAAGACCAGAGAUCAGACUUUCCCUGUAUUUAUACAAACAAAUACACCAAGAAUAACAGAGUUAGACCCAUUACCAAAGAAACAAAGAGAGAAAUUGAGAGGAACGAAUAAACGGAUGAUGAUGAUACAUAUCUCCUCCAUCUCGCCAACCCUGCUUCUGAUCCCAAUUCUAUUAUUUUUAGCAUCUUUCAUUUGGUGCUGUCGAGUGUUGUUGGGCAAGAGAUCUGCAGCAGCGCCGCCAGGGCCAUGGAAGCUGCCCGUCAUCGGGAACCUACACCAGCUAAUGUUCACCCGAGGCCGCGCUCCCCACAUCCGGCUGAGGGAAUUGGCCCAUAGAUACGGGCCCGUCAUGAGCCUGCAGAUCGGGGAGGUGGCCAACGUGAUCAUCUCCAGCCCAGAAGCCGCGAAACUGGUGCUGAAAACCCACGACUUAGCCUUCGCUUCCAGGCCCAGUCUCCUGGCCGCCAACAUCAUCUUCUACGGCUUCAAGGACGUCGGCUUCGCGCCCUACGGGGAGUACUGGCGCCAGAUGCGGAAGAUCUGCAUCAUGGAGCUCCUCAGCGCCAGGCGGGUUUCUUCGUGCCGCUCCAUCAGGGAAGAGGAGGUGUCCAAUCUCGUCUCCCGCAUUCGUGUCGCUGCAACAAUUGCGAGUGAUGAGGAAGGCGUCGACAUCAGAGAGAUGCUACUUUCGCUGGCCAGCAACGUCACUUCCAGGUCAGCUUUUGGUAAGUUGCCGACGAUGCAGAGGGAAACAUUCUUGGCAGUAAUUGAGCGGAUUGUGGAGUCAUUUGAAGGCAUCGGAUUGUCAGAUCUCUUCCCUUCCCUCAAAUUCAUCCCUGUAAUUACUGGCUAUCAAGCCAAGCUCAUGGCGAUUCAUCAGAGAGCGGAUUCCGUGCUUGAGGAGAUCAUCCGCCAACACAGAGACAAAACAGAUAGAAAAAUACAACAUCAUAAUGACGAUGAGGGCGAUGAUGAUAAAACAGAGGACAUUGUUGACAUUCUGCUCAGUCUUCAACGGACCGGGGGCCUUUCACUCCCCUUAACAACCGACGGCAUCAAAGCCGUUAUUCUUGAUGUUUUCACUGCUGGUAUGGAAACGACAGCUAGCACAAUUGAGUGGACUAUGUCUGAGUUGGUUCAAAACCCAAAUGUUUUACGACUAGCACAAGAAGAGGUGAGGCGAGUCUUUGGUGACAAGGGAAACGUCUGUGAAGACCGGCUCCACGAAUUGACAUACUUAGAUGCAGUGAUCAAAGAGAGCAUGCGAAUAAACCCUCAUGCUCCAUUUCUACUCCCAAGAGAAACGAGAGAGACCGUUGAGAUCAAUGGUUUUGUGAUCCCGGCCAAAACUAGAGUUAUAGUCAAUGCAUGGGCAAUUGGAAGAGAUCCUUGUCAUUGGAUCGAUCCUGAAAAGUUUUACCCUGAGAGGUUCUUGAACUCAUCUAUUGACUAUAAAGGAGCACACUUCGAGUAUAUACCAUUUGGUGCUGGAAGAAGGAGUUGCCCUGGCAUGCUAUUCGGAAUGGCUACUGUUCAUCUGAGCCUAGCCAAUUUGCUCUUCCAUUUUGACUGGAAACUUCCCGUUGGACGUCAACACCUGGAUUUGACUGAACAGUCUGGACUUAGUCUCUCAAGCAAACAACUACUGCGCCUCAUCCCUAUUACAGCUAGCAAUUGAUGGCUUGUAUGCUGCCGUUAAUUAAUACUCGAUGAUUUC